This is a messenger RNA of Parus major (Great Tit), 5051 nucleotides long. RefSeq names its product RALY RNA binding protein like (gene RALYL). The coding region runs from base 944 to 1912 and encodes 322 amino acids. The transcript has 10 exons. Gene Ontology annotation, cellular component: nucleus. The record is from RefSeq and is a predicted model, not a curated record. NCBI's taxonomy places the organism in Eukaryota, Metazoa, Chordata, Aves, Passeriformes, Paridae. Gene Ontology annotation, molecular function: RNA binding.
UUUUUUUUUUUUUUCUUCCUCUUUGAUUAUUGUUUAAAUGGAUUUGAUCUUUUGCUGAUGACAAGUUUUUUUUCCUAGCAUGCGAUGGUUACUAAACUGUGAGCAAAAGGUGCUGCUGGGGCCGGGAGUCACUGGGAAUGAAAAACGAUAAUAUUAAUAACACAGACUUGCCAGUCCAGCAACAACUGAUAUACAUUUAGUAGCUAUAUAUCUAUAUAUGCAACUGGUUUUGUUGUGGCACGGAAAAGCGAUGUGAAAUAUGAUGCUUAUUUUUUAAGGAUAAGAGAAAAGGCAUGUUUCUAACUCUUUUUGCAGAGGAUUUUUUUUUUUCUGGUGUUGUUUUAUUUUUAUUUUUGGGUGUUUUUUAAGGGCUUUUUUUUCCAUAAAGAGAUGGGAAUUGCAAAUGCAUUUUACAGCAAUGUUUACACAGAGUUUGUAAUCUUGCAAUACUGGUGGAAGCCACAGAGCAAGAUGUUAAUUUUAUUAUUUUUGUUACUGUUCCUUUUUUUUUCUUUUUUCUUUUUUUUUUUUAACAGUGCAAUCAGCAGGGUUUUUUUUUGUUUUUCCUCUUCUUCAGUUUUUGAUGCCUGUUUAUAAUGUGAAACUUUUCUUGCAGCAUGUUGCAGUCAUCAUUUUUAAAUACUUUUUUUUCCUCUCUAAAGAUAACAAAGCAAAACAGAAAGCCAAAGAGAUGAUCCUUACUUUUGCACAUUUUGCACCUUCACUUUUUAUUCUUUUGCCAGCAGUGUUUUAUGAUGGUUAUUGUUAUCAUGAUGAUGAUGAUGAUAUAUAUAUACAUAUAUACAAAUAAAUACAUUUUCAAAUGAUGGCAGUGGAAGGUUUUCCUGGAGAAUGAAGUGCGGUUUGGUUUCCUUGUCAACGGAAGAUGAAGUGAACAACUGAACAUCUCCCCAGUGCAGGUUUAAAGCCAAGUGAUCCAACCAUGACUGGCAAAACACAGACCAGCAAUGUCACCAAUAAGAACGACCCAAAGUCCAUCAAUUCCAGAGUCUUCAUCGGUAAUCUGAACACAGCUAUUGUCAAAAAAGGUGACAUUGAAGCAAUCUUUGCCAAGUAUGGGAAAAUAGUGGGCUGCUCAGUGCACAAAGGUUAUGCGUUCGUACAGUACAUGAGCGAGAGGCACGCGAGGGCUGCGGUGGCAGGAGAGAAUGCCAGGAUCAUUGCAGGGCAGCCACUAGAUAUCAACAUGGCAGGAGAACCAAAACCAUACAGACCAAAACCCGGCAACAAGCGGCCACUUUCAGCACUUUACAGACUUGAAUCAAAGGAGCCUUUCCUGUCCGUUGGCGGUUAUGUCUUUGAUUAUGAUUACUACAGAGAUGAUUUCUACAAUCGGUUGUUUGAUUACCAUGGCCGUGUCCCCCCGCCACCCCGUGCAGUGAUUCCACUCAAACGUCCUCGUGUGGCUGUGACAACAACUCGUAGAGGCAAAGGGGUUUUCUCCAUGAAGGGAGCAUCACGAUCCACUUCAAGUGGGGCUUCAUCCUCAGGAUCCAAAUCACCCACCCGUCUUCCCCUGCCCCUUAUGUGGAGUGAUACUGUCCUUGGAAGCGUCACUGGAAGAGGAAGAGAAAGAUCAGUGAAAUCAGAUGAGUUGCAAACAAUCAAGAAAGAAUUAACUCAAAUCAAAACAAAAAUUGACUCCUUGCUAGGGAGACUGGAAAAGAUUGAAAAGCAGCAAAAAGCUGAAGCAGAAGCUCAAAAGAAACAAAUGGAAGAUCAUGCUGAUUUGAUUCAAGAGGAAUGCAUAUCAGAGAAUGCAGAUAACUCUACGGAAGAGCCAAUUGAAGGAGGGCCAGAUGCAGAUGGGGAUGGAGAAGAUAUGACUGAUGGGAUAGAGGAGGAUUUUGAUGAGGAUGGCAGCAAUGAGCUGUUUCUACAGAUCAAGUGAUGAGAUGUCAUGUGUGAACCCCCUGAAGGCUGAGAAGAAAUACUCUGACUUCCCCACAGAAAAUUGUGAACUGCAGUUUCUUACUGGCUGACAACACCUUUGAUUCAAUUUGUAUGAAACUCAAUUUACUUAUUAAAAUGGACAUUAUUGUUCAAAUAUCAGAAACUCCAUUUCUUAUAUGUUCUAAGCUGUACAAUUGUCAAAUUUUUAUGGUUUAGAUUGUAAAUGUGGUUUUCUCUGGCUAAUUAUUGGUAUUAUUUUUUUAAUUUUGAUGUCUUAAAGGCCAAUGUACUGUAUCAUAAUAAUAUGAAGGACGUAUUUAACAGGUGUGGAAAACACUGUAUACAAAUGUAUAUUUCUAAAAGCUAUUUUUAUGAUUAGCACGUUUUACUGUUUUACCAUAUUUAGAGUCAGGUGAUAUUGCACUUCCUUGUUUACCGCUUAAUUCAAACAAGACCAUUUUGAUCAGUGCCACGCUUAAAUACACUGUAUGGUAUUUCCAAUUAUUUUAUUCAAUUUAAUUGUCAUUGGAAAUAAUUAGAUUUGAUAAUAGAAUAGCUUCUAAAAAGUGAAAAUGUCAAAAUAAGAGAGCAAUCCUUGAUAAACUGUAAAUUAAAUCCUCCUGUAAAUCCCUUUAUUCAGAUAAGCCCUCUCUGUGAUGCCAUUCAUCAGACAGUAGUUACAGCUGUACUUGCAAAUCUCUAAAGGCAGUUUGUUGCUACCAUAUGGAAAGUCAGUCAGCCUCCUGUCUAGCCAGGAAAAUUACUUUUAACCUGCCAAUAUCUGACAGCCUGAGUUAGCCUACUUAUUACUUUUUUGGGUUAUUUUCUGGCAGAAGUCUUUCCACCCACAAACUCCUAAGGCCCUCCUAAAAGCCUAAAGUUGGAAUAAUUACAUAUGUUUUAGGGGGAAUCUCAGUAUAGAAUUUCUUAAUAAAUCAUAUUUCCCUUAAAACAGAAUGGAUGCAUUAUUUCUCUUGUGUUACUGAGACAUUAAAGAUAUCAGAGCAUAUGGGCACAAUGACGUCUUCCCCUAUAGAAGUACCAACUUUAAUACCAGUACCAGUUCACCAUCCCAAAAUCAGACCUCUUUACCAUUGCAGAUGACCUGAAACAAGGAAUAUGUAUUUAUUCAUCCACAUUUUUAUGCAAGUGGUACUCAUAUAGAAAGAGACAUGUCUUUAAAGUGAUUGCAGGGUAAAUAAAUUAUUUAUUAGCUACAACCUCCCAAGAGGGAGAGGCAUUAACUUAGGAAGUAUCUUACACAUUCAACUGGAGCACAGACGCAGCUGUGUGCCAGUCUGCAGCACUGAGCCCUGACCACUGAGCUCCAUGACUAGCGAACUUGCUAUUUCGGGUCAUCCAGCCCUACAAAGAUGAACUCUUGCCUUGCCCUUUCAAAUGUUCUCUGUAGGCUGAAAACAAAAGAAAAAAAUAGGUACCAGAAAGACUUUUAAAAAGAUCUAACAUUAAAUUUCUGUUUAAAAAAUCAUUUUCUGAGAUGACAAGUUCAGCUCAAGCAGUGAGGGUGUCAGUGGGUGGAAGCUCAAGGUCUCUGGUCAGGUUUCUGUCAUGAGGACCAUCAUCAAAGAAGGACUGAUAUUCUUCAAAUAUUUGGAAGAAAAUCAUACAUUUUAAUUUAAUUAUCUAUUACUGAGUGAGAUCUUUUUUCACUAGGCAGCUAUGUGACAUUGCACUCUCAAUUACAUUUGUGUACCUUAUAUUUAGCUUGUCUAUUGUGUGUGGAGUUACAUGAUUUACAUAAGUGCUGAGUAGUACCUAGAUCCUUAAAUAAGGAAAGACUAGUAUGAGUAGUUACACCUGAGCAUAAAGAACAACAGCUUCAGAAUUUAUCAGGACUGACUCUGAGAAAAGUGCAGCAAAAAUAUAUUACUCCUGUGUAAGUGAAAUGUUAGGUCAAAUCAGAGGUAGAAAUACUUCUCCACUUUCUAUCUCUUAAUAUUGCUUAUGAAGAUUUUUAAAGGUACAAAUGCAGAAAGAAUUGCCAUUUGGGGAUUUUUGUCUUUGGCUGACAGUUUGAAAAAAAAAGAACUCCAAACCUCAGCAGCUCAUGGGGAAUUUGUUCCAUUUAAAUCACAUAAACUGUUGGCUGACUUAAAAGAUGCAGAAUAUCAUCCAAGGAGAUCAGUUCUGAUAUUGGUGUUAAUAAACUAGAUAUGAGAAACAUCUAGGUAUAUUGUCUCCUCACCACCAAAAUGAGCUAACCAUUCCAAAUGAGCUAACACCCACAGAAAGCACUCUGAGAUUUUUACACAUUUUUUACAAUUCUUUUAGAUUAUAAACUCACAGAAAUGAUUGGACAUUCAUAAAGUUUACACAGAUUCACACCACAGUUUAAGUCCUGAAUAUAUUUUGAACACAAAAGUCACCUUUGACAGCACCAUGAGGCACCGUUUCAUUUGCAAGGCAGAAGAUUGUUACCCCAUGAAGUCUAUUACUAGUAAUGUUUCUCAAUGGCAUGUUUGCUUAAAAUCACUCCAGAGGAUGCUGGUAGCUUCGACAGAGCUUAAUAGUUCUCUGCUGUCCAUGUAUGCAGUAUGCUCAGUGCUGUUUGCCAUCACCUGUUACCUGUUUGACAUAAGUUUUGUCAAUUGUGGGAUUUUUCAACAUUGCUCAUCCCUUGCAAUAUGGAAUAGGAAAUAUAAAAGAUCUUGUCAAUCAGUUUGGACAGUCAACAGUCAUAAAAUCCUUUACAAACAGUCCUGAAUCAAACCAAUUCAUUUUCUACACAGAUCUAUAUGCUCUGUGUAUUUCAGAUAUUUGUUUCACACUUGGGCAGCUGCAUGAAUGGAAAAUAUUUACAAAAAAGCUUUAAAGUUUGGAUCAAGAAAAAAUAUUUUUACUUUUGUAAACUCUUGUAUUACAUAUUGUUGCAGUUCCUAUUGGUUUUCUCUGUAGAUCCAUUUUUAGUUCUGAAAAAUCACUGUACUUAAACUAUGUAGAUAACUGUAAUCUUGUUGGCAGUCCUAUUUUUAAUUGGUGCCACUGCAAUUUAGAAUUGAAACACUCUGAGUUUUCCCAUUAGAGGAGAUUGAUGGUUCAUUUCAGUUUUCUUUAAAAUGUUGUAACAUAAUUUUUACAUGUCUGUAAAUAAAUAUUUUCUCUGAUUUAUGCACUAA